Messenger RNA from Mesocestoides corti, 465 nucleotides. The record is from the annotation of a GenBank genome assembly. NCBI's taxonomy places the organism in Eukaryota, Metazoa, Platyhelminthes, Cestoda, Cyclophyllidea, Mesocestoididae.
AUGGAAUCAACGAAAACUUCUAAAAUGACGGUAACAACUCAAUCGGCCACAACCAACCUUCCUGACGACCAAUUUACUACAGACGAUUAUGCUGACUCGAUUCCUGCUGAUAUGUCUCCCAUAACAACCACGCCAACAUUGACUACAAAUACGGCAUCUGAUGACCAGUCUUAUACCGAUGACUAUACUGAUUCGAAUCCAGCUGAUAUAUCUCCCACGACAAGCAUGCCACCAUCGACUACAAACACGGCAUCCGAUGACCAGUCUUAUACCGAUGACUAUACUGCUUCGAAUCCAGCUGACAUAUCUCCCACGGCAACCACGGCACCAUCGACUACUAGCGCGUCAUCUGAUGAUCAGUCUUAUACCGAUGACUAUACUGAUUCGAAUCCAGCUGACGUAUCUCCCACGAUGACCACGGCACCAUCGACUACAAACACGGCAUCCGAUGACCAGUCUUAUACC